This is a messenger RNA of Microcebus murinus (gray mouse lemur), 2981 nucleotides long. NCBI's taxonomy places the organism in Eukaryota, Metazoa, Chordata, Mammalia, Primates, Cheirogaleidae. The record is from RefSeq and is a predicted model, not a curated record.
CCGGCCCUUUUUGCUCAACAUUAUGUUUCUGUGAUUCAUCCUUGUUCUUGACUGCAUCAGUGGUUCCUUUGUAUUUCCGAGCACUAGUCCAUGGUGCGGAUGUACCGCUGUUUGGGUGUCUCUCCAUCUGUCCAGGGACCUUUGGGUUGUUUGCGGUUUGGAGCUAUUUAUGGAUGAAGCUGUCUGUGUCUUUUGGGGGUUGUCAGCACCCCAGAGUUGCUGAGUUGGGCUUUGCUGCUUCGCUCAGCAUUGCUGAAAAGAGGUUGGGAGUGGGGCUGGGGGCAGAAAUCUGCCUUCUCUUGAUUUUCCCCUUGGUUUCGCAGUCUCUUGACUGAAUGCUUAAAAGACAUAGUCUCUCCUUGCUUCCGUGGCACUCAGAAAACCCCAACCAAAGGGCCAAGUUCAGAAGGCACCCCCCAGCCACGCCAAGCUUAGAGCAUCUGCCAACACUGGCUGUUGGAUGUCAACUGGCCCCAGAUGUACCCGGACCAUCAUCCGCGGAGGACUUGUUCACCUGAGCCCAGCAUGGGUGCCAGUCACGAGGGGCAGGAGUUCAGGCUGGAGGGCUGCUUUUGCAGCCGUGGGCACUUACAGCACAGGCAGUGGCAGUGACGGGAGGCUGGCUGCAGCGGGAUGUCAUGACUCUGUAAUCAUGGGGAUUGAGGGGGCUUCUGGUCUCCAUCUGCAGGCAGCAGCUGCUGUCACGGUUAGGUAUCCUAGUUCUUUUCAGAAAGCUUUGACCCUCUUGGGGUCCUGGGAGGGGAGGGUUACAGGGUCAGUAAUGAGGGGUAGCCCCAAGUUUACAGCCUCGGGGAUAUUACCUUGCAAGGAAGAAUGGUUUAGUAAUAAAUCUCUGUCUUUGUAUCUGUCCGUGUGUCUAAUGUUUAAGUUGACUUGGAGGGACGUUGGCCGGUGCUCUCUUGCUCAUCUGAAGCCCUCAUCUGUCGGCCUGCCCUGUGGGAUUCUGGAAUCCACGCAGUGUGAUUGUGAUGUAGGAGAUCAUCCCCCAGGGGACUGUUGGAGUGAAGACUUCCUCCCCAGACUUCCUGCCUUCGGAUGUCAGGGUGAGCUGGCCAGGGAGAUGGCCUCGCCCAGGAGGCCUGCUGCCCAGCUUCCUGUGUCUGACAGGCCGACGAGGUUCUCUGGAUAUGGUCGCUAUGGAUGGCUCACAGGGAUGUUUGUAAACUCCGGGCUCCCUGGCAGAGCGCGGAUGUCCCUCUGGGCAAAGACUGCCUGUGCCACCCUCGCAGGGUCGCUUGGAAGGAAGCGGGGGUGGUCCAAGCUGUUGACCUUUUCGGAGAGGAGAAGAUGGAAUUGCAGGAUAUCGGCAGCCUCUGCCCGGUGGCCCCCACUUCCUUGGAGCCACACGGGAAAGCAGGGACUAUAUCUUCUAGAAUGGAGGUUGAAGGCAGUUUGUUAAGGGUCUGUGCCUUAACAGUUCUCUGCCUGGAGGUGGGCUCCAGGGAUCCAGUGUCCUGGAUGACAAGGCUGCUUUGGCUGUCCCCUCUCCUUCUUUGCCUUGGCCUUAGGUUCCAGCUGAGGGCUCCACUAGUUCUGGGGGACACUUUCCUGCUGGGCAGAAAGGGACAUCGGGCCAGGAUUUAGAAGAGGCUCCUGUUUGUGUGGGAAGCCGCCGCUACCCAGAGAAUCUAUAUUCCUUCUCUGUGCAGUACGGCGAACGUGUGCUGAGCACGUAGCAUCUGGCAGACGCUGGGGAACGAAAAGCUGGUUCUGCCUUUAAGGAGUGUGAAACUGUCACAGGCACCCAGCCAGACUGGAGCUUGAAUUUUCUAAUUCUAGCAGCGCAGAGUGGUAGAUUGUGUCUGUCACAGAAGGAAUUAGAGGAAGCAUCAAAAAUCGUAAGUGUGGCAUUAAAAGAAAUCUUCGGCCAUUUUUCUUCUUUACUGGUCUGUCUCCUUCUGAUAGUUUUUUCUAUCAGAGUAGGGAUUUGCAAACUAUGGUCUUCAGGCUGCUGCCUCUUUUUGCAAAUAAAGUUUUCUUGGACUAGCCACACCCAUUCCUUUGCAUGUCCCUAUGGCCGCCUUCACACUAGAAGGGCACAGUUGCGUGGUUGAGGCAGAGAGGGACCCAUAAGACCAAAAAUAUUUACUCUUUGGCCCAGUACAGAAAGAAGGAAGACAGAGGACUGAAUAAAUGCUCCCAGGGAAAGGGGCUGUGUGUGUGUGUGUGUGUGUGUGUGUGUGUGUGUGUGUGUGUGUGAGAGAUUUGGGAGCCAGCCCUGUCCAUUUGUCCAGCAGUGUUUUCGCCAAGGCAGUCGCUCUGACUUGGAACAGUGGCCCGGGCUGGAGGCUCCUGAGAUGCCCGCAGGUCCCAGAGCCGCGGCGCUGGCUUUGACCGGCUGCCACGGGCUUCCCGCCUGUGCCUUCCCACUGCUGUCCCGUGUCUGGCUGUAUCCAGAAGAAAGCCUGGGCGAGGCCCUGGUGUCACCCAACACCUGUGGGACAAGGGGUCACCCUUGUUACCCCUGGCAGGAUGUGUCCCGGGGGUCUGGGGAGGCUGGAGUCCGCCUGGUGGAGGCUGGAGUCAGGCCGGCCUCCCCGCGGAGUAGGGAAUCUGUGCGCUUGUGUUUCCUCGCCAGCAAGUACUGGGGGUCUCCCGUUCAGAAUGCCGAAUCCGGAAGACUUCCUGCAGGAGGGCGCGGGCUGUAUCUUCUAAACCCAGACCCAGGGCACAUGACAGAGAGGCUCAUGGGGAUGACAGCAGGGGACACUUGUUGUAUGUGUAAUGGCCCAGCCUUUUCAAAAGGGUGACUGUAUGCGGGCUUCACUCUGCACCUCCUGUAGAAAUGGGCUGACCCGCUUGAAGCCUGGCCUGUUGGUCCGGUAACAGUUAUUGAGUCCUCCCAAAAUGCUGGGAGCCUGGGGGUGGAGUGAGGGGCGGAUGGGACACUCCAGGAGUUCUCCGUACAGAGGCGACGUGGAUGUCAUGAGCUGGAGAGCAGCAUGUUGGGACUGAGGAUG